Molecule: messenger RNA, 1452 nt
Organism: Hydra vulgaris (swiftwater hydra)
Lineage: Eukaryota; Metazoa; Cnidaria; Hydrozoa; Anthoathecata; Hydridae
Source: RefSeq, a predicted model, not a curated record
AUGGAUCUAUCAAAAGCCCGAGUAAGUCCAUUGCAAUCUAUUAGUAUACCAAGACUUGAGUUACUUGGAGCUGUCCUCGGUUUACGACUUGCAGAGAAGAUUGUCAAGGCAUUGAAGCUGGAAACUAAGGACGUAACUAUAUGGUGUGAUAGUCUUAAUGUUUUAUGGUGGAUAAAAAAUCAAAGUCGAAAGUUGAAACCAUUUGUUGCCAACCGUGUUGGAUUCAUUCAAUCAAAGACUGAACUAAAACAAUGGAGAUACAUACCAACAAAAACUAAUGUAGCUGAUUUACUAACAAGAGGAACAACAGUUAAAUUCUCAUGUUGGAAAAAACUUGUCAGGAUAAACGGCUGGAUCCAUCGGUUCAUAGGAAAUUGUCGAUUUGAAACAGACUUUCGUAAAAAGGGUGAUAUAGCAGCUGAUGAAUAUCAUGAAAGCGAAAAAGAAAUCAUAGCUAAAGCUCAAAAAGAAAGCUUUAAAGAAGAAUAUAGCAAAAUUGAAAAAAGAAAACCGAUAUCGAUAUCUAGCAAAAUCAUUUCUUUAAAUCCGCAAAUCGACGAAGACGGAUUAUUGCGAUCUUGCAGUCGAUUGCAAAACGCCCAUUACUUACCCUACGAUGUCAAGUAUCCAAUCAUUUUGCCGAGAGGACAUACAAUAACAAAAUUGAUUGUUAAGCAUUACCAUGACGAAGCCAAUCAUGUGAUGAGAACAAAUCAAUUAUUAACAAAACUAUCAAAACGAUAUUGGGUAAUACGAGGACGAGAAGAAAUCCGAGAUGCAGAAGCAAAAUUCAACAAAUGUAAAUUAAGAAGAUGUAAACCUGCUCAACAGCUGAUGGCCCCUUUACCAGCAAUGCGUUUUAAAAAACCACUACGUGCGUUUGCUAGAAUUGGGAUCGAUUUUGCGGGUCCAUGUCUUACUAUGCAAGGAUGUCGAGAACUAAACGAAAUUGUCAACGACUUAGAUAAGGAUAAAAUUACUAACUCUACAGCUGAUAAAGGAAUCAAGUGGCACUUUAAUGCUCCGCUAGGACCUCAUCUUGGCGGUGUAUUUGAAAUAAUAGUCAAAGCUGUCAAACGUGCAACGACUGGGAUACUCGAAAAAGCCGAUAUUACAGAUGAAGAACUCUGUACGGCAUUUACAGGUGCUGAGAGUUCAUUGAAUUCUUGCCCACUAACAUAUCAGAGUGCCAAUAUAAAAGAUAAUAUUCCAUUAACUCCAAAUCAUUUUUUGAUUGGGCAAGUUGGUAGACAAUUUGCACCUGACUCAGUUCAAUCUAAAGGCUAUCAUCCUAAAAAGCGCUGGCGUCGAGUGCAAGAACUACUAAGUCGUUUUUGGAUGCGAGAAUGGCUUCCAUCUUUAUCUAAAAGAUAUAAAUGGACUCAGAAAAAACGCGAAAUAAAAACGGAUGAGAUUGUGUUAGAUUGUGUUAAUUUCUCCAGAUACAUCUAG